Molecule: messenger RNA, 882 nt
Organism: Homarus americanus (American lobster)
Lineage: Eukaryota; Metazoa; Arthropoda; Malacostraca; Decapoda; Nephropidae
Exons: 2
Coding region: 1-882 (293 amino acids)
Molecular function (GO): protein binding
Source: RefSeq, a predicted model, not a curated record
AUGUCCUCAUCCCCCGAGCCAUACGUGGCUCAAACCACUGUGACACUGAUCAUCGGCUCGUCAGAGCCAAACUCUAACUUCACGCCGCCCCAAAACGGCGAAGUGUACAUUAAGUUACGGAAGUGUACAUUAAGUUACGGAAGUGUACAUCAAGUUACAGAAGUGUACAUCAAGUUAAGGAAGUGUACAUCAAGUUACAGAAGUGUACAUCAAGUUACGGAAGUGUACAUCAAGUUACAGAAGUGUACAUCAAGUUACGGAAGUGUACAUCAAGUUACAGAAGUGUACAGCAAGUUAAGGAAGUGUACAUCAAGUUACGGAAGUGUACAUCAAGUUACAGAAGUGUACAUCAAGUUACGGAAGUGUACAUCAAGUUACGGAAGUGUACAUCAAGUUAAGGAAGUGUACAUCAAGUUACGGAAGUGUACAUCAAGUUACAGAAGUGUACAUCAAGUUACGGAAGUGUACAUCAAGUUACGGAAGUGUACAUCAAGUUACAGAAGUGUACAUCAAGUUACGGAAGUGUACAUCAAGUUACGGAAGUGUACAUCAAGUUACGGAAGUGUACAUCAAGUUACAGAAGUGUACAUCAAGUUACGGAGUGUACAUCAAGUUACGGAAGUGUACAUCAAGUUACAGAAGUGUACAUCAAGUUACGGAAGUGUACAUCAAGUUACGGAAGUGUACAUCAAGUUACAGAAGUGUACAUCAAGUUACGGAAGUGUACAUCAAGUUACGGAAGUGUACAUCAAGUUACGGAAGUGUACAUCAAGUUACAGAAGUGUACAUCAAGUUACGGAAGUGUACAUCAAGUUACAGAAGUGUACAUCAAGUUACGGAAGUGUACAUCAAGUUACGGAAAUGUACAAUACAUCAAGUUAG